This is a messenger RNA of Zymoseptoria tritici IPO323, 186 nucleotides long. RefSeq lists its product as uncharacterized. The record is from RefSeq and is a predicted model, not a curated record. The transcript has a single exon. NCBI's taxonomy places the organism in Eukaryota, Fungi, Ascomycota, Dothideomycetes, Mycosphaerellales, Mycosphaerellaceae. The annotation marks the transcript as partial.
AUUACUCGUACGGAUAUCGUUAUAGUAGUAGACUACUCCUUUAUAACACUACGGCUUAAACGCUCUAAAACCGACUACGAUUAUAGCGGUAUUAACAUCGUUAUUAUAGCAACCGGAACAACUACCUGCCCUAUGUUAUAUAUACGAGCCCUCCUCUACGCGGUACCGACUACGAGCCCCCUCUAA